Conger conger (European conger) is the source of this 568-nucleotide messenger RNA. RefSeq names its product cytochrome c oxidase subunit 7A2, mitochondrial-like. Gene Ontology annotation, biological process: mitochondrial electron transport, cytochrome c to oxygen; regulation of oxidative phosphorylation; mitochondrial respirasome assembly. The transcript is spliced from 4 exons. NCBI's taxonomy places the organism in Eukaryota, Metazoa, Chordata, Actinopteri, Anguilliformes, Congridae. The record is from RefSeq and is a predicted model, not a curated record. The coding region runs from base 140 to 388 and encodes 82 amino acids.
AGAUACUACUUCCUGUCUUUUACAUGCACGCACGCGCAGUCGGACUUGCUGAUGUCCUUAUAUGACCUAAUUCGCUGAUCAAGUGAUCGUAUUCUUACCAUUAAGAAUUAGCUAGCUAGCUGCAACUAAAUUGCUUAAGAUGUUCAGACAUCUCCUGGUCCUCCGUCAUGUCUCCAGACGGAGCAUCAGCAGCACUGCCCGUCGGCAGGUGGAGAACAAGGUCCCGAAGUAUCAAAAGAUAUUUCAGGAGGAUAAUGGACUACCAGUUCAUUUGAAAGGGGGGGUUAAGGAUGCCAUCCUGUACAGAAUCACAAUGACACUUACCGUGGUCGGAACUGGAGCCGUCAUAUAUCAGCUGGUAGGCGCAUCGUUUCCAAAGAAGAAUUGAUUUUUUUUUUUUUUUUUCAUUCUGUCCCUGUCUUUAAAGCUCUUACAUUCCUCAAGAAUGUCUUAACCAUCAGGGAACACUUCUGUUGUCAUGCAAGCAAUUUUACCACAUGAAUGGGAUCAAUAUUUAUUGACUGUACUGUGAACUCAAGAUAAUAAUAAAUACAGCAUUGGGUUACCA